ACUGUUUUUUGAAGAGAAAUUGCAGCUUUGAAUCAGUCAAUAUGUGAAAACUCUCUAUAUUGCAGACCUUUAUGCUCAUCUCUUGUGGUCAACAGUGCUUACAGGUCCCACAAGUCCUGAGUUUUUGCUUUUUCUGGUUUUCUUUCUCACUUCACUUCUUAAUGUUGAAAAAUCUGAUAGAUUCAUUUUCUCUCAUCGCAGAGUAUAGAUGUCUAUCUUUCAUUGGUUCUAAGGUCAACUUGAAUGGUUGUUUGGGUUAAAAGCUAAUAAGACUUCUCCGUGGAAAACUGGCUAUGACAAUUUAUAUUAUUAUCAUAUAAGUAUAAGUUGAUUGUGGAUGAAGUAAUGCAGAAUUUUGGAACAUAACGGCGGUGUGGUCAGCAUUGUUUUUAGGUGCUUGAUUAUAGUCCUCACAAGCACCUGACUUUGUUAUCGUGACUUAAUUACCUUCUUGUUUACUAUAGAAUAGUUUGUUUCUUUAAAGAAGAUAGUUCUUGGAGACACAUGGGGAAGAAGAGGAGGAAAACGUUCUUUGCUUGUUUACUAUUGUUUACCAUCCUGUUAAGUUUUAGCUAUGCAGGGAUAACACCAAAAAGUCCUUUGUCAGUAGGACAAACUCUCAGCUCCUCUAAUGGUGUUUAUGAACUAGGGUUCUUCAGUCCUAAUAACUCUCAGAAUCAGUAUGUCGGGAUCUGGUUUAAGGGUGUCAUUCCCCAGGUCGUUGUGUGGGUCGCAAACAGAGAAAAACCUAUUACAGACACCACGUCAAAGCUCGCUAUCAGCAGCAAUGGAAUUCUUCUGUUAUUUAAUGGAAGACAUGGCGUUGUGUGGUCCACUGGAGAAAGUUUUGCAUCUAAUGGGUCUCGUGCAGAGCUUACAGACAACGGAAAUUUAGUUGUCAUAGACAAUGUUUCUGGAAGAACUUUAUGGCAAAGCUUUGAGCAUCUCGGUGAUACUAUGCUCCCUUUCUCAGCCCUGAUGUAUAAUCUCGCCACCGGUGAGAAGCGGGUGUUGACUUCUUGGAAAGGUUCCACCGAUCCAUCGCCUGGCAAAUUUGUGGGUCAGAUUACAAGACAAGUCCCAUCACAGGUGCUUAUUAUGAGAGGAUCAACGCCGUAUUAUAGAACUGGUCCAUGGGCUAAAACACGGUUCACGGGGAUACCACUAAUGGAUGACACAUAUGCAAGUCCAUUCAGCCUUCAGCAAGAUGCAAACGGGUCAGGAUUGUUUACUUAUUUUGAUAGAAGUUUCAAACGUUCACGUAUAAUUUUAACAUCAGAAGGGUCAAUGAAGAGGUUUCGGCAUAAUGGAACGGACUGGGAAUUAAACUACGAGGCUCCAGCCAAUUCAUGCGAUAUUUACGGUGUAUGUGGACCAUUUGGGUUGUGUGUAGUGUCAGUACCUUUAAAGUGUAAAUGCUUCAAAGGGUUUGUACCGAAAUCCAUUGAGGAGUGGAAAAGGGGAAACUGGACUGGUGGUUGUGUGAGGCGUACGGAACUACAUUGUCAAGGAAACUCUACUGGCAAAGAUGUAAAUAUCUUCCAUCAUGUUGCCAACAUAAAGCUUCCAGACUUAUACGAAUAUGAAAGUUCUGUAGAUGCUGAAGAAUGCCGCCAAAAUUGCCUCCACAAUUGUUCUUGCUUGGCCUAUGCUUAUAUCCAUGGAAUAGGGUGCUUAAUGUGGAACCAGGACCUAAUGGACGCAGUGCAAUUUUCUGCUGGAGGAGAAAUUCUGUCCAUUCGUCUCGCACACUCUGAACUAGGUGGAAAUAAGCGCAACAAAAUCAUUGUUGCUAGUAUUGUGAGCCUUUCUCUUUUUGUGAUACUGGUUUCUGCUGCGUUUGGUUUCUGGAGAUACAGAGUGAAACAUAAUGCUUCUAUGUCAAAGGAUGCAUGGAGGAAUGAUCUGAAAUCAAAGGAGGUCCCAGGUUUAGAAUUUUUUGAGAUGAAUACCAUACUAACUGCCACCAAUAAUUUCAGUCUAUCAAACAAACUCGGACAAGGUGGAUUUGGUUCAGUUUACAAGGGAAAACUGCAAGAUGGAAAAGAAGUAGCAGUAAAACGGCUUUCUAGCAGCUCUGGACAGGGCAAGGAGGAGUUCAUGAAUGAGAUAGUACUCAUCUCAAAACUCCAACACAGAAACUUAGUCCGGGUUUUGGGAUGUUGCAUCGAAGGAGAAGAGAAGCUAUUGGUUUAUGAGUUUAUGUUGAACAAAAGCCUUGAUACUUUUGUCUUUGAUGCAAGAAAAAAGCUCGAGCUUGAUUGGCCAAAGAGAUUUGAUAUCAUUCAAGGUAUUGCGCGUGGACUUCUAUAUCUUCACCGUGACUCACGCCUCAAGGUAAUUCACCGAGACCUGAAGGUCAGCAACAUUCUUCUGGAUGAGAAAAUGAACCCGAAAAUAUCAGAUUUUGGAUUGGCUCGGAUGUAUCAGGGAACCCAAUAUCAGGACAAAACUCGCAGGGUUGUAGGAACUCUAGGAUAUAUGUCUCCUGAGUAUGCUUGGACUGGAGUAUUCUCUGAGAAAUCAGACAUCUAUAGCUUCGGAGUUCUACUACUAGAAAUCAUCAGCGGGGAGAAGAUCUCGAGGUUCAGCUGUGGCGAAGAAGGAAUAACACUUCUUGCAUAUGUAUGGGAAUCUUGGUGUGAAACCAAAGGAAUUGAUCUUUUGGACCAAGAUCUUGCUGAUUCUUGUCACACAUCUGAAGUUGGAAGGUGCGUCCAGAUUGGUCUGCUCUGUGUACAACACCAACCCGCAGACAGACCAAACACACUUGAGUUGUUGUCUAUGCUCACCACAACAUCAGAUCUUCCAUUACCAAAACAACCCACAUUUGCAGUGCACUCUACAGAUGAUAAAUCUCUGUCUAAGGAUUUGAUUUCCGUCAAUGAAAUUACACAAUCUAUGAUCCUUGGGCACCUAAAAGUGUUAGAAAAACAUUACAAAUUGUCUUUCGAAAUCAGCAACUUAAUGGUCUCAAUACACAUGGGGAAGAAGAGGAUCAUGUUCUUUGCUUCGUUGCUCUUCUUUACCAUCUUUUUAAGUUUUAGCUAUGCAGGGAUAACGGCUGAAACUCCUUUAUCAAUAGGCCAAACUCUCAGCUCAUCUAAUGGAGUUUAUGAAUUGGGGUUCUUCAGUCCUAAUAACUCCCAAAAUCAGUAUGUUGGAAUCUGGUUCAAGGGUAUCAUUCCUCGGGUGGUUGUGUGGGUGGCAAAUAGAGAAAAGCCUGUUACAAGUUCCACGGCAAAUCUGACUAUCAGCAGCAGUGGGAGUCUUCUGUUAUUUAAUGAAAAACAUACCGUUGUAUGGUCCAUUGGAGAAACUUUUGCAUCUAACGGGUCUCGCGCAGAGCUUACAGACAACGGAAAUUUAGUUGUCAUAGACAAUGCUUUGGGAAGAACUCUAUGGGAAAGCUUUGAGCAUUUUGGUGAUACUAUGCUACCUUUCUCAACCAUGAUGUAUAAUCUUGCCACCGGUGAGAAGCGGGUGUUGACUUCUUGGAAAAGUCACACUGAUCCAUCGCCUGGUGACUUUACGUUUCAGAUUACACCGCAAGUGCCAUCUCAGGCGUGUACUAUGAGAGGCUCGACGACUUAUUGGAGAAGCGGUCCAUGGGCUAAAACAAGGUUCACAGGGAUACCGGUAAUGGAUGACACAUAUACAAGUCCAUUCAGCCUUCAGCAAGAUGCAAACGGGUCAGGAUCCUUCACUUAUUUUGAAAGAAACUUCAAACUUUCUCAUAUAAUGAUAACAUCAGAGGGUUCACUGAAGAUUUUUCAGCAUAAUGGAAGGGACUGGGAAUUAAACUUUGAGGCUCCAGAAAAUUCAUGCGAUAUUUACGGCUUAUGUGGACCUUUUGGAGUUUGUGUUAAUAAGUCAGUACCUUCAAAGUGUAAAUGCUUCAAAGGGUUUGUACCAAAAUCCAUUGAGGAGUGGAAAAGAGGAAAUUGGACUGAUGGUUGUGUGAGGCGUACUGAACUACAUUGUCAAGGAAACUCUACUGGCAAAAAUGUAAACGAUUUCUAUCAUAUCGCCAACAUAAAGCCUCCAGACUUUUACGAAUUUGCAAGUUUUGUGGAUGCUGAAGGAUGCUACCAAAUUUGCCUCCACAAUUGUUCUUGCUUGGCCUUUUCUUAUAUCAAUGGAAUAGGGUGCUUAAUGUGGAAUCAAGACCUAAUGGACGCAGUGCAAUUUUCUGCAGGAGGAGAAAUUCUCUACAUUCGCCUUGCAAGUUCUGAACUAGCUGGAAAUAAGCGCAACAAAAUCAUUGUUGCUAGUAUUGUGAGCCUCUCUCUUUUUGUGAUACUGGCUUUUGCUGCGUUUUGUUUCUGGAGAUACAGAGUGAAACAUAACGAAAGUCUAGUUUCAGCUAAGACAUCAAAGAUUGCUUCAAAAGAGGCAUGGAAAAAUGAUCUGGAGCCACAAGAUGUCUCAGGUUUAAAGUUCUUUGAGAUGAAUACCAUUCAAACUGCCACAAAUCAUUUCAGUUUCUCAAAUAAACUAGGACAAGGUGGAUUCGGCUCAGUUUACAAGGGAAAUUUGCAAGAUGGGAAAGAAAUUGCUGUAAAGCGGCUUUCUAGCAGCUCGGGCCAGGGCAAAGAGGAGUUCAUGAAUGAAAUAGUACUCAUCUCAAAACUACAACAUAAAAACUUAGUUCGGAUUUUGGGAUGUUGUAUUGAAGGAGAAGAGAGGCUGUUGAUAUAUGAGUUCAUGUUGAACAAAAGCCUUGAUACUUUUCUCUUCGAUUCAAGAAAAAGGCUUGAGAUUGACUGGCCAAAGAGAUUUGAUAUAAUUCAAGGUAUUGCGCGUGGACUUCACUAUCUCCACCGCGACUCAUGCCUCAGGGUCAUUCACCGUGAUCUUAAGGUUAGCAAUAUUCUUCUGGAUGAGAAGAUGAACCCAAAAAUAUCAGAUUUUGGACUGGCUCGGAUGUAUCAGGGAACCGAAUAUCAGGACAACACUCGUAGGAUUGCAGGAACUCUAGGAUAUAUGGCUCCCGAGUAUGCAUGGACUGGGAUGUUCUCUGAGAAGUCCGACAUCUACAGCUUUGGAGUUCUGCUAUUAGAAAUUAUCAGCGGAGAGAAGAUCUCAAGAUUCAGCUAUGGCGAAGAAGGAAAAAACCUUAUUGCAUAUGCGUGGGAAUCUUGGUGUGAAACUGGAGGAGUUGAUCUUUUGGAUAAAGAUGUGGCUGAUUCAUGUCACCCAUUAGAAGUUGAGAGAUGUGUUCAGAUUGGUUUGCUCUGUGUUCAACACCAACCUGCUGAUAGACCCAACACAAUUGAGUUGUUGUCUAUGCUCACCACAACAUCAGAUCUUCCAUCACCAAAACAACCCACAUUUGUAGUGCACACGAGAGAUGACGGAUCAUCGUCUAAGGAUUUGAUCACUGUGAAUGAGAUGACAAAGUCUGUGAUCUUAGGGCGUUGAGAAACGAUGUUUGUUUGGAACUUUAGAAUUGAUGUGUGUUUAAUUGUUGUCGAAAGGAUCAACUUUUGAAUGUUGAUAACUUCACCUUUAAUUCUUUUUGUAAAAUAGUUUUUGGUGCA
Molecule: messenger RNA, 5543 nt
Organism: Arabidopsis lyrata subsp. lyrata
Lineage: Eukaryota; Viridiplantae; Streptophyta; Magnoliopsida; Brassicales; Brassicaceae
Exons: 15
Coding region: 505-5424 (1639 amino acids)
Biological process (GO): recognition of pollen; protein phosphorylation
Molecular function (GO): protein serine/threonine kinase activity; ATP binding
Source: RefSeq, a predicted model, not a curated record